This is a messenger RNA of Brugia pahangi, 444 nucleotides long. The record is from the annotation of a GenBank genome assembly. Lineage: Eukaryota; Metazoa; Nematoda; Chromadorea; Rhabditida; Onchocercidae.
AUGUUGCCAUUCGUUAUCAUCAGAUAUUUGAUUGCUCUAACAAUACCCAUAAUGCUCUCACUUGACGAGACGAAUGCGCAGUUGUUCAAUUUAAACUUUUUGUCAUUUAAUAACAACAGAGCAGGCGACAACUCGUUGAACGGUAAUGGUAACGCAGGUGCUAGACCCGGUGCUGCUCCAGCUAAUCAAGCUAAUCAAGCAAAUCAAGCUCAACAAAAUCCUUUUGGCACGUGGCAAUCUGCUCUUGGUGCUGGCCUAGGUUUCCUUGCGGGUAGCUUUCUUAGCAGAGGCUUGUCUUCAUCAUCAUCAUCAUCAUCUACAUACGGUUAUUACCCUUACUAUUCAUACGGCAGUUAUUAUUAUCCUUAUUACAGUGGGUACAGAGGGAAUAACUACAGGAAUUCAUAUAGUUACUACCCUUAUUACUAUUAUUAUCGUGGUUAA